Scylla paramamosain (green mud crab) is the source of this 913-nucleotide messenger RNA. Its product is annotated as rRNA-processing protein UTP23 homolog. Gene Ontology annotation, cellular component: nucleolus; small-subunit processome. NCBI's taxonomy places the organism in Eukaryota, Metazoa, Arthropoda, Malacostraca, Decapoda, Portunidae. Gene Ontology annotation, molecular function: small ribosomal subunit rRNA binding. Bases 158 to 889 code for a protein of 243 amino acids. The transcript has 6 exons. The record is from RefSeq and is a predicted model, not a curated record.
GCUGCGCCGAACUGGAGAUCGUUGCUGGUAAACAAACUAACGUGUAAACUUACCUUGAAGAACUAAAAUAGAAUAAUAAGUGAUAAGUGUUUUGCAAAUUAACUGAUGGAAAAGAGAUAAGCUGUAAAGUACAAGUUAAGCACACCAACCACCAACCAUGAAAAUCAAACGCCACAAAAAAGCCCAGAAGAUCCUUGCGUUCUUCCAGCACAACUUUGCACUGCAGGCGCCCUACACCAUCCUGCUGGACGCCACCUUCUGCCACUCCGCCCUAGAGGGCAAAGUACUCAUCAAGGAACAAAUUCCAAAAUACCUUGGAGCCCAGACUAAAAUUGUCACCACUCAGUGCAUCAUCCUGGAGGUGGAAAAGCUCAGCAAAAUUAGUCCUAAACUGUAUGGAACGUGGCUAGUUGUUAAACAGUUUCCCGUACACAAGUGUGGCCAUGAAGGGGAUCCUGUGCCUGCUUCCUCCUGUGCAAAAUCUCUCCUUGGCAAGAAUAAUCCAGGAAAGUACAUCAUGGCCAGCCAGGACCCUGAGCUGCGGGCACAUGUUCACCAGGAAGUGGUAGGCACCCCUAUCCUGUACCUACACCAGAGUGCCCCAACAUUGGAAAAACCAACAAAAAAAAGUGUGGCAGCAGCUCAAGGCAGCACAUUGUCAACACACGAGGAGACCACCCUGAAGACACUGAAACGCAAGCACCUAGGAGAAGCAGUACAGGAACCUCCAAGGAAGAGAAAAAAAGCUAAAAACCCUCAUUCAUUGUCAUGUAAAAAGAGCAAAAAAGUUAAGCAAGCAGACCAGCAAAAGGCAUCAGAUGGAAAAAGGAAACGUAAGCGACACAAAAGGAAAGGCGGAGCUACAAAAAGCAUGUCUGGGAGUGAAUAACUCAAUAAAGUGUAUAUAUUUUCA